Molecule: messenger RNA, 1179 nt
Organism: Penaeus vannamei (Pacific white shrimp)
Lineage: Eukaryota; Metazoa; Arthropoda; Malacostraca; Decapoda; Penaeidae
Source: RefSeq, a predicted model, not a curated record
AUGGAGGAAGUGCUCAGGCUAUUGUCGAUUAAGGGACUAAAAACAACUCCAUAUCAUCCGAUGUGUAAUGGUCUCUGUGAGAGGUUUAAUGGGACACUUAAAAAGAUGCUCAAGAGGAUGGCAGCAGAGCAGCCAAAGGAAACAGUACGAGGACCUCUUCAGAUUUUGCGUGAGCUGUGGGACGAUAGUGGAGUAGACACCGAAGUCAAGACAACAUACACUUACGUCAUUGACCUGGCAAAUCGUCUUCAGUCUACUUGCGAUCUGGCUAAGCAAGAGUUGCUGAAAGCUCAGGAGACGCAGAAGGCAUACUACGACAGGAAAGCAAAGAAAACCUCGAAACUCGGCAGUACUUCCACCACAACGUACAUCUGCGCCGCUGCAGUAAUUCCAGAAAGCGAGUGUGACGACGGACCCGUCACUGCACAAUCGUGGCAGACCGAGACCAUCGAUAAUGUGAAAAUACCUUUACACCCUGAGAGUCGAGAGGUCACAGCUUUUACCAGUCCUGCAGGUCUGUACCAGUUCAGAGUACUUCCGUUCGGACUCUCGAACUCACCAGCUGUAUUCAACAGGGUCAUGAGACAAGUGUUGCAAGGCGUCAAAGGAGUGGAAGCAUUCAUUGACGAUAUUCUGGUUCACUCUUCUACGUUCGAGGAGCAUCUGAAGAUCCUUGAGGAGGUAUUCCAGCGGUUACAGUGUGCAAAUAUGACUGUCAAGCCAAAUGCUUCACAGGAUGGUGUAGGAGCAGUUUUGAUGCAGGAAACGGAUGGUGAGAUCUAUCCCGUGGCCUACCACAGCCGCAAGUUAAAGUCCGCCGAGAGGAACUACAGUACGGUCGAGAAGGAACUGCUGGCAGUCGUCGACGGAAUCAAAAAGUAUUAUUUCUACCUCUACGGAGACAAGUUCCUGCUGGAGACCGACCACAUGCCUCUGGAGAGUCUACGCACGUCGAAGAACGCGAACGCUCGUCUGAUGCGCUGGGCAAUGUAUCUUCAGCAGUUCAACUUCGCCAUCCGCUACAUAAAAGGGAGUGCAAAUGUUGGCGCCGAUUUUCUCUCUCGUCUCGUGGAGAACAACUGGCAGGACUCGGAGGAAUCUCUGCGCAGUGAUCAGAGAGGAGCGCAGCUGUGUGAUGGGACUAAGUGUAUGAGCCGAUGAUGACAAUUAUUGCAAGUG